CUCGGAAGUAGCGGCGGCCGGCAGGGGGCUGCCGGGACCAUGGGGCUCCUGACCAUUUUGAAGAAGAUGAAGCAGAAGGAGCGGGAGCUGCGACUGCUUAUGCUUGGUCUGGACAAUGCCGGCAAAACCACCAUCCUCAAGAAGUUUAACGGGGAAGAUAUUGACACCAUCUCCCCGACUCUGGGCUUCAACAUCAAGACUCUAGAGCACCGUGGAUUCAAGCUGAAUAUCUGGGACGUGGGGGGCCAGAAGUCGCUGCGGUCGUACUGGCGGAACUACUUCGAGAGCACGGACGGCCUCAUCUGGGUGGUGGACAGCGCCGACCGCCAGCGCAUGGAGGACUGUCAGCGGGAGCUGCAGAGCCUGUUGGUGGAGGAGCGCCUGGCUGGAGCAACUCUCCUCAUCUUUGCCAACAAGCAAGACCUGCCGGGAGCACUUUCCUCUGGAGCCAUUCAGGAGGUCCUAGAGCUGGACUCCAUCCGCAGCCACCACUGGUGCAUCCAGGGCUGCAGCGCCUACACCGGCGAGAACCUGCUGGCCGGCAUCGACUGGCUCCUCUCCGACAUCUCCAGUCGCAUCUUCACUGCUGACUGAGCCGCCAAGCAGAGCCCAGCAGAGCCCCCUCUUCCUCUCCUCUGCCAGCACCAUCCCUGGGCCAUGGGGGCCUGCCUGGCCAACUAACACUCCAAGCCCACAUCGGAACCUGCUGCUGCUACUGCCCUCUGCUCCCCAGCUGUCCCCCAGACACCUGACCUGGCCCAUCGGCAGCUGCUGCAGCAGGGGGAGAAGGCUGGGGGAGGGGAGGUUGGUCUCUGCUGCCCCAAGCUGGGGGUCUGACCCUAUGCUCCGCUGUGAGAAUAAAACUUUCCUUACCCCAGUGA
Suncus etruscus (white-toothed pygmy shrew) is the source of this 881-nucleotide messenger RNA. RefSeq names its product ADP ribosylation factor like GTPase 2 (gene ARL2). Gene Ontology annotation, biological process: protein folding. NCBI's taxonomy places the organism in Eukaryota, Metazoa, Chordata, Mammalia, Eulipotyphla, Soricidae. The transcript has 5 exons. Bases 40 to 594 code for a protein of 184 amino acids. Gene Ontology annotation, cellular component: cytoplasm; microtubule cytoskeleton. Gene Ontology annotation, molecular function: GTP binding; GTPase activity. The record is from RefSeq and is a predicted model, not a curated record.